AGUUGUGGGUCACGUCCACUUGGAGGUGCGUAAGAAAUGUGUCUCCGUCACUCAUCGUUUUCUCAUCGGUUCAGAGCUCCUAGGCAGAGAACGGAAGAAUUAUCCCAACUGUGUUUAGCGUCAGUGAAUGUGUCAAAUUUGCUUCGGAUCAGAAAUAGGGCUGAUUGAAGGGGAGGAUUCACACUCUGUACAAAUAUUACAUCGAUAUCUUAUGGAGUCACUCAAUUCAUUGGAGUGGAGUAUCACCAGCAUUUAAAUCAAGAAAAAGGAAAUAUUUGUCUGUUGUGUCUGCAUCAACAGGGUUUAAACAUCAGUGAGACUGAAGGGGUCCCACAGUGUUCCAGUGCACUCUGAGCAUUACAUCGUUCACACUGAGGAAAGACUUACCGUGGUUCGGAGUGUUGGCACUGAUCAUCCGGGCUGGAGAGACGCAAGGUCACCCACGCCAUGGACAAACCGUGGAAAUGUGGGGACUGUGGGAAGGGAUUUUUGUCACCCUCUGCCCUAGCGAUUCACCGACGCACUCACACCGGGGAGAGGCCGUUCACCUGCUGCAUGUGCGGCAAUGGGUUCACUCACCUGUCCCACUUGGAGAUCCACCAGCGGGUCCACACCGGGGAGCGGCCGUUCCGCUGCUCCGUGUGCGGCAAGGGCUACACCCAGUCGUCCCACCUGAUCACCCACCAGCAGGUCCACACCGGGGAGAGGCCGUUCCGCUGCUCGGAGUGCGGGAAGGGCUUCACCCAGUCAUCUCACCUGAUCACCCACCAGCGGGUGCACACCGGGGAGCGGCCGUUCCACUGCUCCGAGUGCGGCAAGGGCUUUGUUCAGUCGUCCCACCUGAUCACCCACCAGCGGGUGCACACCGGGGAGAGGCCGUUCUGCUGCUCGGAGUGCGGCAAGGCCUUCGCUCAGCCGUCUCAGCUGCGGCUGCACCAGCGGGUGCACAGCGGGGAGAGGCCAUUCGGCUGCUCCGAGUGCGGCAAGGGCUUCCGCGAGCUGGCCAGCCUGGAGAAGCACCGGGCGGCCCACUCCGGCGAGCGGCGUUUCGCCUGCCCCGCCUGCGGGUUUCAGUUCGCCCGGCCCACCGACCUGGAGCAGCACCGGAUGGCGCACACCGGGGAGCGGCCGUUCACCUGCUCCUCCUGCGGGAAGGCCUUCACCCGCUCGGCCAGCCUCCUGGCCCACCGCCGGGUCCACACCGGGGAGCGGCCCUUCGCCUGCCUGGUCUGCGGGAAGGGCUUCGCCGACGCCUCCACCCUUUGGAAGCACCGGCGCAUCCACACGGGGGAGAGACCGUUCGCCUGCCCCGUGUGCGGGAAAGCCUUCACUCGCUCGUCUCACCUCCGGCGACACCAGCAGGUUCACUCCGAGUAGAGGCCGCUGAGCACGGGAAAGGAAUUUGUUGCUUUAUCCAGCCUGAAGAAAGACCGUCAAGUCCCUACCUGGGAGAGAGACCGAUAGUUCUAAUCAGCACAAGAUGGGUUCGACUGAGUCAUUCAACUUGCGAUGAUUUAAGCACAGGUUGCUGCUCUGACAAUGGCGUUUCUUGCAGUUAUUUUUCUCAACUGGUUCAGACAUGUUAUGAUUUGAUGUGUUUUAAGGUUGUCACGUGUACCGAGAUACAGUGAAAAGUGUUGUUUUGUGUGCUACACAGGCAUAUCGUACCGUACAAAGUCUCAGGGUAGCAGGGCAGAAUAUACAAUGUUACAACUGAAGAGAGAGAGAGAGGUCAGCAUUAACAUUUGAGAGGUUUGCUCAAAAGUCUGAAAACAAUGAGGAAGGAGCUGUCCCUGAGUAUGUUAAUAUGGGGAAGGAGCUGUUCCUGAAUCUGUUAGUGCAGGGAAGGAGCUGUUCCUGAAUCUGUUAGUGCAGGGAAGGAGCUGUUCCUGAAUCGGUUAGUGCGGGGAAGGAGCUGUUCCUGAAUCUGUUAGUCCGGGGAACGAGCUGUUCCUGAAUCUGUUAGUGCAGGGAAGGAGCUGUUCCUGAAUCUGUUAGUGCGGGGAAGGAGCUGUUCCUGAAUCUGUUAGUCCGGGGAAGGAGCUGUUCCUGAAUCGGUUAGUGCGGGGAAGGAGCUGUUCCUGAAUCGCUUAGUGCGGGGAAGGAGCUGUUCCUGAAUCGGUUAGUGCGGGGAAGGAGCUGUUCCUGAAUCGGUUAGUGUGGGGAAGGAGUUGUUCCUGAAUCUGUUAGUGCGGGGAAGGAGCUGUUCCUGAAUCUGUUAGUGUGGGGAAGGAGUUGUUCCUGAAUCUGUUAGUGCGGGGAAGGAGCUGUUCCUGAAUCUGUUAGUGCAGGGAAGGAGCUGUUCCUGAAUCUGUUAGUGCGGGGAAGAAGCUGUUCCUGACUCUGUUAGUGCGGGGAAGGAGCUGGUCCUGAAUCUGUUAGUGCGGGGAAGGAGCUGUUCCUGAAUCUGUUAGUGCGGGGAAGGAGCUGUUCCUGAAUCUGUUAGUGCGGGGAAGGAGCUGUUCCUGAAUCUGUUAGUGCGGGGAAGGAGCUGUUCCUGAAUCUGUUAGUGCGGGGAAGGAGCUGUUCUUGAAUCUGUUAGUCCGGGGAAGGAGCUGUUCCUGAAUCUGUUAGUCCGGGGAAGGAGCUGUUCCUGAAUCAGUUUAGUACGGGGAAGGAGCUGUUCCUGAGUAUGUUGGUACAGGGAAGAGGCUGUUCUUGAAUCUGUUAGCACUGGGAACAAGCUGCUCCAGAAUCUUUUUGUAUGUGUUUUCAAAGUUUUCUAUCUUCUGCCCAAUGGAAGAGAGUAUAACUGGGAAUGGGAAGUAUCUUUGAUUAGAUUGGUUGCUUUCCCAGGGCAACAGGAAGUAUAGAUGCAGUCAAUGGAUGGAAAUCUGGUUUGUGUGACAGGCUGUGUUCACAACUCUCUCUGGAGUGUUUUGCAAGCUUGGGUAAAGCAGUUGCCCUGUGACGCAUUUGUCUGGACCUGGACCCAGAUAUCCUGGCCCAGAGGGAGGAACUUUACUGCUGUUGUCACAAGAGCUUCCCCAGGCAUUAAUUGUAGAUAUUUUCCAAUUAGCUUGUUGAGGGAAAGUUAGUUCACACCUCCCUGUCUCAGAGAUAGGAACAUACCACUGCUCUACUUGUGCCCUCUGGGCAUUAAUUGCAUUGACUGAGAUUAAUAGUAUUCCCCAGUGAUUCAGUGGUUACUUGAUCACAUUGUGUGGAAUAAGUUGAAAAUGUGUUGCUGGUUAAAGCACAGCAGGUUAGGCAGCAUCCAAGGAACAGGAAAUUCGACGUUUCGGGCAUAAGCCCUUCAUCAGGAAUGAGAAGAGUGUGCCAAGCAGGCUAAGAUAAAAGGUAGGGAGGAAGGACUCGGGGGAGGGGCGAUGGAGAUGUGAUAGGUGGAAGGAGGUCAAGGUGAGGGUGAUA
Hemiscyllium ocellatum (epaulette shark) is the source of this 3372-nucleotide messenger RNA. RefSeq names its product zinc finger protein 239-like. The record is from RefSeq and is a predicted model, not a curated record. Gene Ontology annotation, cellular component: nucleus. The coding region runs from base 448 to 1377 and encodes 309 amino acids. Gene Ontology annotation, biological process: positive regulation of reciprocal meiotic recombination. Lineage: Eukaryota; Metazoa; Chordata; Chondrichthyes; Orectolobiformes; Hemiscylliidae. The transcript has 2 exons. Gene Ontology annotation, molecular function: recombination hotspot binding; histone H3K36 methyltransferase activity; histone H3K4 methyltransferase activity.